Molecule: messenger RNA, 2517 nt
Organism: Ananas comosus (pineapple)
Lineage: Eukaryota; Viridiplantae; Streptophyta; Magnoliopsida; Poales; Bromeliaceae
Product: mitogen-activated protein kinase kinase kinase 1-like
Exons: 8
Coding region: 248-2206 (652 amino acids)
Biological process (GO): protein phosphorylation
Molecular function (GO): protein kinase activity; ATP binding
Source: RefSeq, a predicted model, not a curated record
CAAACUCAAAGGCCCACUCCCUGUAAUCCUCCCAAGGUUUUUUUUUCCCUUCUCUCUUUCUCUUCGCGAGGAACCUUAACCAUUGCAAUUCGCUUCCUUUCCAGCUGUUUUCAUAUUCAGCCCCUUUCUCACUACUCUCUCUGAGGGGCCUGAGCUACUAAUACACGACCCCUCAAAUCAAAAACCACCCUUUUGGUUAUCUUUGACCCUAUUCCUCUUUUUAUGGGUUUUCUUUCUUCGGCGUUCGAUGUUCCUGCUGGGCCGUAAAGACGGCGGCGUCCUGCGGUCGAGGAGCCGCGAGAUGAGCUCCAAGCAGCAGCAGCAGCAGCAGCAGCAGCAGGGCCGGGCGCCGCGGCUGGAGCGGCGCAACGCGGCGAAGCACGUCGACUACGAGGCCGCGGGCGGCGGCGCGCCUUGCUGGCUGUCGUCGUCGUCGUCGUCCUCGUCGUCGUCGUUCUCCUCGGGCGAACCGGUCGGCCUCCGCGCCACCCGGUCGCUGGACCUCGUCCCCUCCUCCUCCUCCUCCUCCUCCACUUCGGCUUUCUACUCCAACCAGACCAGCUUCCGCAUCGGCGGCAGCAUCGAGGGCGAGGUCGACCUCCUCUGCCGCACCCUUGGGCUGUCUGGACCCGACGACUUCGCUAUCCCGGUCGCCGCUUGGGAGGCCCGCAAGGCCCGAUCCAACUCCGACCUCCUCCCGCGGCCGCGGCUUCUGCAGACGGACGACGGCCCCUCUGCCCUGCAAGCAGAUACCUCGUUCGCCCCACGGAACAAUGUUGAGGCCGAAGUAGACCACCGGUGCCAGCAGCGGCGGAACGUAAAUGUUGAGUUUUCUCACCUGAAAGAUGAGUCCGAGGAUAAAGCCGAGGCUGGAGUUUCUUCUUCGUCAGAGAGUAAACCUACAGUUGAGGUCUCUUGCUUGCCUUCACCCAGGAGAGAAGGCGGCGCAGAUGGUGGAAUUAGAGGUGUCCGGCCGCCCCUCCUUGCCACUCCCCAAGCGACUGCUUCCCCUCCAUUCCCUUCGGUGCUUGCGCUGCCGCCUGUGAUGUCCCUUCCUCCCGUCGAGAAUGUAGGCUCAACUUGGGAUAUUCUGAGAUUAUUUGCUCCCCAGGAUGAGAAGGAUGGUGCGGUGGGAGAAGGGAGGAGAAGAUCUUUUGAUUCGGCCGAGGAUGAGGAGGAGAAUAGGAAUUCUGGAAAUCUAAGCGGAGAAGGAGCAACAGUUGAAGGGGAGGAGGAGUUGAUCAGGGGACUGAGGGUGGGGGAGACCUCGGAGGGAUACACGGGGACGUCCUCGUUGUCCACGUUGAACGAUGAUGAUGCAUCUAGCACGACGACUGAGACGACAUUCACUGUCUCGCCUAAUGGCCUGAUCAAGAGGCGGAUCAGGUCGUGGAUACGAGGUACGCUUCUUGGGAGCGGCUCGUUUGGGACUGUGUAUGAAGCAAUCAGCGACGAGGGUGUUUUUUUUGCUGUUAAAGAAGUAUCUCUAAUUGACCAAGGAACCAAUGCUCAACAAUGUAUUCUUCAACUUGAGCAGGAGGUUGCGCUCUUAAGUCAGUUUGAGCAUGAAAAUAUAGUUCAAUAUUAUGGAACUGACAAGGAAGAAACAAAGCUUUUCAUCUUCCUUGAACUUGUUACACAAGGCUCUCUUGCAUCCUUGUACCAAAAGUAUCAUCUGCGAGACACACAAGUCUCUGCUUAUACUAGGCAGAUUCUCAAUGGAUUGGUAUAUCUGCAUGAGCGAAGUGUGGUCCACAGAGAUAUCAAAUGUGCCAAUAUACUAGUUCAUGUGAAUGGAUCUGUAAAACUUGCUGAUUUUGGACUUGCUAAGGAGAUUGACAAGAUCAAUAAUCUAAAAUCGUGCAAAGGGAGUGUCUAUUGGAUGGCGCCCGAGGUUGUCAAUCCAAGGACAACAUAUGGGACUGCAGCUGAUAUAUGGAGCCUGGGUUGUACUGUUCUGGAGAUGUUAACUCGGCAAAUUCCUUAUCCUAAUAUGGAGUGGACCCAUGCCUUCUUCCAGAUUGGCCGGGGAGAACAACCUCCAAUCCCCGACUUCUUGUCACCAGAUGCCCGUGAUUUCAUAAGCCAAUGUGUCAAAGUCAAUCCAGAUGAUAGACCUUCUGCAUCUCAACUUCUCCAGCACCCAUUCAUGAACAGAUCACUCUGGGCUUCUUCCAGCUCCGACUCUUCUUCCCGUGGUUGUUGAUAUGGAGUUAGUUGCAUAAGAAGGAUCGUCGCUUAUUUUAUCAAAUUGGUACAGCUAUGGAUUCUUUCUCUUCUCCUUUUUUUUACCAUCAGGCCAUCAAGAUAUUUCUACUUCAGUGUGUAAAAUAUGCCUUCAUGUUUUGGUUUCCAUUCUUGUUUUUUAAAAGAUAACAUUGUAUUGGCCAAGGUUAGUCCAUUUAUAGAGGAUAGAAGUUUUAAGUUGAAAGAGUAAGAUUGGGUUAUGUAAAUAUGCUCAAGCAUGUCAGUUUUUUCUUAGCAAGUCCUGCUUCAGCUUUGGUGCUCUUUUGCUGA